AUGGGAGAUUUCAAUGUGGACUAUAAUGUUACAAACGUCAAUAAAGAUUUUAAAUCUACAAUUAAUGUGCAUGGUUUUAAACAACUUAUCAAUAAACCCACGAGAACGUCUUCUACGUCAUCAACGACAAUUGAUUUAUUUUUCACUAAUUGUUCCGACAAUUUUCACUGCACUGACGUAUUCCCUACUUCGCUGAGCGAUCACGAUAUGGUUGGUGGAAUACGUAGGAUACACAACAUCAAGCAUCCUAUGCGAACUCUGAAGUGCCGUAAUUACACUAACUACGUUCCUGAAAACCUUUUUUAUGACGUCUCCGAAAUUGCCUGGCGCCCUGUAUACGACGCCAGUGAUGUAAAUUCUGCAGUUACGUAUUUUAACUCGAAGCUAAGAGAUUCUUUUGAUAAACACGCCCCGUUAAUCGAAAAAAGAGUUAAAUCACGACCUUGUAAAUGGCUAACUUCAAAAAUAAAAUCUCAAAUGAACAACCGUGACAAACUUCAUCGCAAGGCUCGCAAAUCAGGUAAAAGAGAAGAUGCAAAGAAAUAUAAAAAGAUUAGAAAUAGUUGCAAUAAUAACAUAGUGAAAGCAAAGGCUAACCACCAGCGUGAUCUUAUUAACGAAAAUCUGUCAAAUCCAAGAAAGUUUUGGAAUGCAAUAAAAUCAGUAUUCCCAAGCAAACCGAAAAAAGUGUGUCAAAUGUCAAAAGAUAGUGAAAGCAGAAGUAAAGUAAACAACUUCAGCAAGUUUUUUAGUACAGCUGUUCACUCCCUUAAAUCCAAGUUAAUUCAACUUAUGAAUUUUACAUGGAGAUACGUACCACCUUUUUCUUUACGAACAAAUAAAAUUUUCAUAACAGGUUAUAUUUCUAAGAUUUUUGUAGAGAAAGAACUCCGAUCACUCAAACGAAAUAAAGCAACCGGUAUAGACGAGUUAACACCCGGAAUGUUAAAAGACUGUGCUAUUUUAAUUUCAAAACCUCUUAGUCACAUAAUAAACCUUUCGAUAAACACCUCAACUGUACCAUCAGCCUGGAAAGUUGCGAAGGUUGCACCUAUAUUUAAAUCUGGGGAUUCUUCUCUUCCCGAAAACUAUCGCCCGAUUUCAAUUUUACCGGUGCUAUCUAAAAUUCUUGAGUAG
Messenger RNA from Hydractinia symbiolongicarpus, 1137 nucleotides. RefSeq lists its product as uncharacterized. Lineage: Eukaryota; Metazoa; Cnidaria; Hydrozoa; Anthoathecata; Hydractiniidae. The record is from RefSeq and is a predicted model, not a curated record. The transcript has a single exon. The coding region runs from base 1 to 1137 and encodes 378 amino acids.